AAGAAAACGAUAUCAAAAGAUUAUUGUUAACUAAUUUAGACGAAAAUACAGAUGUAAAUAAUAUAAUAACAACAACAAUAGAAAACAAUAAUGAUAAAAUUAAUAAUGCUCUUAAAUAUUAUAAUAAUAAUAAUAAUAAUGAUGUUUAUAAUAUUGAUAGUGGAUUUAUUGAACUUUUAAAACACAAGCAUCAAUGUAACAAUCUUUUAUCAAAUAUAAAUAAUAAUAACUUACCAGAAUAUAAAGAUACUCAUUUAAUAAUUCAAGAAAAUAAUCUUGACCCAAUCAAAGAUCUAACAAACAAAUAUUUAAAAGUACUUAAUAAUAAUCCUUCAAUUAAACCUUAUUUAAAAUGGAAAGUGUGUCCAAAAGAAUUUAAAAUUUAUGAAGAGGGGUGCGAUUAUAGUAUAGAAGAGGAUUUCCUUGCUAUUGGACCUACCCAACAUUUACUCGAGAAUAUUCCAACAGUUAGACAUUUAUUAUUAAUGGAUGGCUUUGAUCAGCCACUUGAUUUUAUACCACCCAUUGUAGAGCUCUUGUAUUUAGAAAACAUCAAAUACCAAUUGACACCCGAUUCAAUUCCAGAAACAGUUGAAUUUUUAUAUUUAUUAGAUGGUUUUGAUCAACCACUUGAUUUUAUACCACCCACUGUAAUUCACUUGUAUUUAGAAAACAUUAAUUAUCAAUUAACACCUGAUUCAAUUCCAGAAACAGUUUCACAAUUAUAUUUACUAGAUGGUUUUGAUCAACCACUUAAUUUUAUACCACCCACCGUAAAAGGUUUGCACUUAUAUAACAUCAAGUAUCAAUUAAUACCCGGUUCAAUUCCAAAUCAUAUGGAUUAUAUUCUAUUUGAUAAUGGUUUCUCUCAACGUUUUACAAAAGGUAUUAUCCCUGACUCUAUAAAUGAUAUUAGUUUGGGCGAUGUGGUCUACCCUUUAGAACCUGACUCCAUUUCAAACCCCGAUCAAAAAAAAAUAAUAUAUUUUCCCGAUUACAUACAUCCAAAAUUAUAAUUGGAACUUAUAUAAAAUACUAAUGACGGAUAAUAUCAUGUGUAUUAAGUAUUAUUAAUUUAAAUAAUAAAUAAAAUUAUUAUCACAAAUUUUGCAACUC
Molecule: messenger RNA, 1116 nt
Organism: Dictyostelium purpureum
Lineage: Eukaryota; Evosea; Eumycetozoa; Dictyosteliales; Dictyosteliaceae
Exons: 2
Coding region: 486-1016 (176 amino acids)
Source: RefSeq, a predicted model, not a curated record